Gambusia affinis (western mosquitofish) is the source of this 7330-nucleotide messenger RNA. Its product is annotated as neurexophilin-1. Gene Ontology annotation, molecular function: signaling receptor binding. The transcript is spliced from 2 exons. The record is from RefSeq and is a predicted model, not a curated record. Lineage: Eukaryota; Metazoa; Chordata; Actinopteri; Cyprinodontiformes; Poeciliidae. Bases 794 to 1624 code for a protein of 276 amino acids.
UGAUGGAAAUGUAUGCAGGAAACUACAGAAGAGGGCACCUUUGGGUUAAAAAAAUGCUGGAAUAGAAAAGCAGUUCAGAAAGGAGAGCAAAUUCUUUCAAUAUUGACUGGAAUAAGUAAGACAUGGAAAAAAGUACCUGGAAAAGGUGAAGACUGAGAUGGGAGGAGAGUAAUUGAGACAAGGGAGGGAGGGAGAAAAGGCAUCUGAUGAAGAGGGGGAUAUGCACAAACACACUCAGAGAGAGGGAGAAAAGAAACUGUUAAAGCGUCUGUUGCCAGUCUCAGCAUCGCUCAGUUUGUGCAGGAGGCUGCAGCUCCUUCCCUCCAGGAUCUCUACCAGCAUCACUGAGCAGAUCUGAAGUCUCCUCACUCUCAGCUGGGAUCACUUCAUGAUUUCUUCUUCUUUUCUUCCCUUGUUUUUUUUUUUUGUUUGUUUUUUUUUUUUUUUUUGUUUGGUAAAUGGAUGACAAGAGCCAACCGUAUAUAAAUGGAUUUCUCGCAGCUGAACUAAUUUGAGUUCAAACACGGGAUCUGGAGAGGCGGGGGGAGAGACCAGACAGAACAGGGCGCUCCAAGUCAGCUUCUUCUGUGUUGUUUGUUUGCGGGAGCAGCACUUCAUUGUGCCUUGGAUAUGGGACCGUGCGUCAGCCCAGCGGGAUCCGGAUCCGGUGCCGCAGGAAGAGCGUCCUCCUGAAGCAGGAAAAAGACCCUCUGCUGGGUUUUCUUCUUCUUCUUCUUCUUUGAUUCUAAUUAUUCUCUCAAGAGAGGGGCGGCUUUGAGAUUUACGCGCCGGAAUGAUGCGUCCCAACCGCGGGUUCAUCCUGCUCCUCCUCAACGGAACCGCUUGUUUGGUGGUGAUAGGUCAAGAAGAUGGCUCCUCCAACUCCAAGAGCUCCUCAGACGCCUCCUCCAAGACAGAGGGCCUUCUGAACGGACAAGCCUCUCACUCGCCCCUGAGCCGAUGGAUGCAGCACAGUAAAGGCAGAGCUGCUAACUCCACCUCCCUGGAGCUCCCUUACCGCUCCCCAGUCCCUUUCUCUAAGCAGGAGUUCUCCAAACAAGAGUUCUGGGAGAUGUUGGGCAGCGACCUGCUCAAAUCAGACGCCUCCAGCUCCAGGGUGAAGCGCCGGCCGAUCGUUAAAACCGGCAAGUUCAAGAAGAUGUUCGGCUGGGGAGACUUCUACUCCAACAUCAAAACGGUGAGGCUCAACUUGCUCAUCACCGGCAAGAUUGUGGAUCACGGCAACGGCACUUUCAGCGUAUACUUUCGCCACAACUCAACGGGUCAGGGCAACAUUUCAGUCAGCCUGGUCCCGCCCGUCAAGGCCGUGGAGUUCGACCUGGAGCGCCAGAGUGUAGUCUACCCAAAAGACUCCAAGAUAUUUAACUGCCGCGUGGACUACGAGAAGGUGGAUCGGAGCAAGCGCACCUCGUUGUGCAACUACGAUCCGUCCAAGACCUGCUUUCAGGAGCAGAUCCAGAGCCACGUGUCCUGGAUUUGCUCCAAGCCUUUCAAAGUCAUCUGCAUCUACAUUUCCUUCUACAGUACGGACUACCGCCUAGUGCAGAAGGUUUGCCCGGACUACAACUACCACAAUGAGAUGCCCUACCUGCCUUCAGGCUAGAGGAAGCAUGAGGGGUAGGAGAGAGGAAAAGUGAGGGUGACUGAACAUGUGAGGAGGAAACUAGGGCGGAAAAUGUCAGCAAGACACCGUAAAACAAAACAAAACAUGUAGCCUGAGUAUUGUAAGAUGUAAAAACAUAUAUGCAAACUACAGUAUGCAUUUAGGAAACAUCCGAGACUGGCAGUGAAACUCUACCACCAACACAUUUUACCUCAGUCCUGUUUUGAAACUCGAACAACUGCGCAGCAUUCCUCCAACCAAUUUAGUCGUUUCUGAAUCUUAUCUGAGUGUCCUUCUUAAUCGCCCUUUGCAAAGUCGCGAGAAUUGAAAGUGGGCUUUUAAAUGGUGCGGUAAUUCACAAGAGAGCUGCAGACAGAUUCAGCGUUUAUGAUAAUUAUCAUGUCGUGUUUAACAUUGUGCUCUCUAAAGAUGAUUUAAACAGGCCACGGGGAACAUAAAGUAUUCAUUUGCUCACAAAGUGCAGAUGAACGUGGAGUGUAACCAACCGCAGCAUCAUUAAAGUGACGCUCAGACCUUUCAAAGGGCAGACGUUUAUGGGAACUUGGUGCCAAAACAAUGCCAAAACUUCUGACACAAACAUCAGCGAAUCCCAAUAUAUCCCUCAAUUAAAUCCUCUCCAAAUAAAAUGUAUAAAUAAAAAGAAAUUGCUUUGCAGCAUUUCAGGUCCAUGUCUUAGGACAAGCUCGGUGUGAAGGCAAUAACGAGAUUGUACGGCGGUGCAGAAUUGGAACCUCCACACUGAUGAGAGAGAGUACAAGGUAGCGGGGUGAGAGAUGCAGAGAUUCAGAGCUGUUUUAAUUAAAGUGGAGAAGGAGACGUGGGGUAUGCGGCGCCGUCUAUUGUCCCUUCUGUAUGAAAAAGAUUACAUUUUGUUGCCGUCAGGAUUCCUGAUUUCACGCCUUGAUAACUUUGACUGUGUGCAGGAGAUUGCUCUCUCUCUCUCUCUCCUGACAAAUGCUGCAUUCACCAAAGUAAACCCAGUUAUCUUGAAUAAAUGAAAAUAUUAUCAUAAUAAUUACAUAUAAUUUAAUCUCUUUCAGAUGUAAUUACGGCUUCAAUGAGAGCGCAAAAUGUGUUCCUAAAAAUCGAGUCAGUGGGAAGGAGGAUAAGAGAAUAUACAGUGAGGAUUGUUGGGGUGUAUUCGCACGGCGCCAGCAGCCACAGUUUAGCCCCGAGUUAACUGCUCUCAUUAAGAUAAACGGCCACUAGCUGCCCCGUCUCAUGUUACACACACAAACAAUAUCAGUGCACAGCCAAGAAAUAAAUCAAGUUGCCUAAAUCUUUCCAUGUUGAAAGGUUAUGAGGACACAAUGACUUUUUGGUUAAUUAACAAGGAACAUUCACAAGACAGGUGUGAGGAGCCAAUGAGCAGAUCAGAUAUCCAGUUUGAUGCUAAUGUGGUGUGGCAUUGGUGAUAAAGUUAAGAUAUGAGCGGAAGCAGCAUGCUGGAUCCCAGAUGGAAAUGUAAAGCCGUCCUGUGGUGGACCGAGCAUUAGCUGCUUCCUUUGCGCAACUUUACUUACAGAGCGUCAGCACAAAAAACAAAAUAAGGACAAAAAAAUUUAUUUAACCCUUUCAUGCAUAACAGACAGUGCAGUGGACAGUUGCCUUGUGUUUCCUGUGGAUUUUUAUUUACUUAAUACACAGACCACCGCUAGUGUGUCAUGCAAUACACCGCCAACUACUGGCCAUCCACUGCAACUGCAAGUAAAUCCAAUAUGGCAGGAAAAAAAAACAUGCCUCCAAUCCCUCCUUCUGGAGUCAAGGAAAGAUUAAUACUACUGAUUCCAAAUAACUUUCAACUGAUGACAUGAAAAAAAUCCUAGAAAUCAGAAAAUCCAAAACACUUUGGAAAAAAUCCUGACAUAAGGAAUCAUAAUUCAUGCAUGAAAGGGUAAAAAUUGCAAAUAUAUACACAUUUAAAGAGAGCCUCAGUGAAAACAUCUUUAUAUAUGCUUGAAUCUGUGAUGCAAAACUGAACUCAUCAGUACAUUACUGCGAUAGAAUGCAAAAGAAAAACAAAUCCUCCAUGUCCUUUAGGGGCUCCGUAGUACAAAUACCAACAUUUGGACAAAAUAUUUACCCUUUGCUACUACCUCACUUAAUCGAGGCGCCAUGAUGGACGUUGGAAGUGAGAGACGGGAGUACUGAACAGAGCGACUGAAGUUGUUUUCCAAAGUUGUUUUUGCCAGUUUAUUCAUGGCUUGUACUUGUUCGGUCGAGCUAAUUUGUCUGUGAACGCAACACACUUGGUUGUAGCUCAUGGUCGCUGGUAUUUACAGUAGUUUGAAUUAGCCAACUUAAAACCCGACCCAUAUCUCCUCUCUCCUGACGUGAUGAUCAAAUUACCGACUUUGUUUGAAUUCACACCACAUGAUUUAUAUCACUAUGUCAUGAACAGCGUUUCCCCUUUAACCGAGGCAGCAUUAAAAACGUACGAAAGACGAGAUGCUAACUAGUUUUUUUCCACACAUGCUAGGCUACAUGACGGGGCGGCACUGUCUCCAUGGUUACCAACCGUUAGACACCACAUUCGCCAUAGUGAAAUAUUAGAUCUGAUUCUAAUCAUACUUACUAAGCAUAUGAAAAUUAAUCAUCUUACCUUUGUAAAAAGCGCUCGCUGCAACUCCGUGGUUACACCGAGAGCUGUCAGUCAUUGUGAUUAACAGCUGCUAUCCAUCGCCGCCGCAACUUUCCUCAUUAAGUUAUAAAUAAAAUGACACGUUUGGUUUCCAUACUUGUCUGUUAAAGCAGCCGACUGCGCAGCAUCCUGUGACCAUUUUUACUGCGAAAUCAACCGAAUAAAGGCAAUAUUAGGCUACCAUAUGAGUGUUUUUGACGGGCUUUACAGGAGCGUCUUGGUUGUUGUCCGUCAUGGUGGAGUGGGCGGAGUUUCGAAGAGCGCGCAAAGGGUCAACAGCAAACAAAACACAAAUAAAUUACAUUUAAGUUCUAAAAAGAUAGAAUGUGUGAAUGCUCAAUAUGUAUGAAUAGUUUUAAACAAUAAAGACAUGGAAAUCUGCACAUCAAAGUUUUUCAAUUGUUUAUAAAACUGGGAAAAAAAGCUCAUUUUGGUCUCUCUGAGUCCCUACAUCAAAUAUCAGCAGUUCACAAAGAUAUCUGCAGGGAACAAGGCGGCAAAUUCACCUGCAGACAUCAUGAAUGUCGUUCUCCGGUCUUCUCUUAGCUGGGCGCUGGUUUUAUGAAACAAUAUUUUAAUCAUUUGUUGACACAUGAAUCUGUCUGCCUCUUCAUCUACCAAGCUAAUCUUAGCAACAGGAAUCUGAAAACACCAGAUUGGCUGGCUUCACGUUUCAGAAAUAAUAAAUAAACGCAGAAUCUUCGAGGAGCAAACAUUACAGGUUAGGCAACAGCUCAAACUGAAUCUCUGACGCCUGUUUGAAGGAUCUUUUCCUGAACUGCUGGAUUGAAUACAAAGUUUUACGUGUUUCAAAUGCAUAAACCAGCAUGACUGAACCACAUCUUUCUUCUUUACUUUAGUAACCUCAUCCUCUGGCUUAUUUCACCCCUUUCUGCAUGUUAGUCUGGUGUUUUUGUUUGACCCGCUCUACCUCCAUCCGGCUGGAACCAAACCCAGCCGUGUGAAGUUCCUCACUGCUGCUUUCACUGCAAAAAUACAAAAUGUUAUAAAAUAAUUUUGGUCUAGUUUCUUAGUACACUUAAAAUAAGACUUAUAAGUAACUUUUCAGCAAGAUACAAGAGCUUGAUUUAAGUCAAUAAUUCCUUAAAAGAACUCGUUCCACAGGCAGGGUGUGUUUUGUCUUGUUAUAAGUGAAAAAAUCUGUCAGUAGAACUUGUAAUUUUUCAUCAAUACUAAGAAAUCAUUGACAUAAAGGUGAGGUAUGUAACUUUUAUUUAAAAAAAAACAAAAAAAACUUAUUUACGUAUUUGUUAAAAUACGUAAAUUUUUUCUCAUUUAUAUGAGAAAAAUAAUCUAUAAAAUGAUCAACCUUCACCUCCUCCCUGAUCUACUGUCACGGUCUGAACAAAUGCGUCGCUCCCGGUCAAAAACAGCCAAUCAGAGCCAGAAGGGGGGUCUUAGCGCUGCCAAUCAUUGUCGUAAAUGCGCUGCUAAAUGUGCUAAUGACGGAGGAACAACUCACAUUUACAGGAAAAAAAUUGUACCCGCAGUCAUAAGUGGCUAUGCUAAGUAGCCUUAGCAUUCAUGACUGACACAGGCAUGAUUGACAGCGAUAAGAGCCGCUAAAGUGAUAGCUUUGAAAAAUGUAUAUAUUUUGAUAAAAGUUUUUUAUUGCAGCUUUAAAACAAGCUAUUCUAUUGUACUGAAAAGUUACUCAUAAGUUAGUUUUGUGUUAUUUCUGUAGUAGACAAAAGAUUCUUGGUAAUUUCUUGUGUUUUUGCAGUGUUGCCCCCUCUUCAGCACAUAUUUCUGAUUUAAUCUCUCCCAACAGUUCAUUUAUACAUCUGUAUUUCAUAAAACAUCAUGUUCACACACAGUCUUAAGAUGUAUUUGUUUAGUUUCUUCCUCCCUCCUGUUCAACCAUCUUGUGUAAGCUCCUGGAUCGGGAGGACAUUCGCCGUCCCAGAGAGCAUGCUAACACGCCCCAGUAACCUUAAGACCACCACCCAUCCCGCCGAUCCCCGUCCCGCAGGGCGUCUGGAAACUCAAACACCACGGAAUCAAAGCUUGGAAACCACAAGCCCUCGGCAACUCUGACACUAGAGAAAAACAAAAGACAAAAAGGACAAAUGUUGACAAGAAGCUCCGUCCUCUUCUCCUUACUGAUCCCCUCAAGUAUACAGCAAUACUCUCAGUGAGACGCCACCCUCCUUGCCUCUCUGGGGAACAGAAAAGGCUGCUGAACUGCAGUGAGCAGGCGGACAUGUUGCUGUGGGACGGAAGGUGUUGUUAGAGCAGCAGCCUUACUAUUUACCCAUCUGGUGCCAACAGACGUGAACAUUUGGCCUUAAAGGCUGCAAGCAGCAGUGGUCCAUUCAGAACAGAAUAAUUACAAAAAUAAGACUGUUUAAACAUGAGUAUACAUAUAUAAAUAAUAUAUAUAUAUAUAAAUAUAUAUAUAUAUAUAUAUAUGAAAGCUAAGAGUCCUGAGAUCUGAAUAAAGUUGUAUUUAAAUGUGGGUCAUGCUUUGAAGGUUGUCUGUUUCACGUUUUGGUUCCUUAUGGUUUUGCUUCUCUGUGAAUGAUAAACUGUACGGAUGAAAUGAUGGAUUUAAAACAAACCAAUAAAGUACGCAGAGGUACUUACAACACUUAACUACGGAGAAACGAGCCGCCGUCUUCUAUCUGGCUUCAGCCCCUGUGCAGGUGAAGUGUGUCAACAACACUGCAGUCUCUGUUUUCUGGUAUUUGCAUAGCUAUGCUGUGUGUGCCAGGAGCCGGUGGCAAAGAAAAGAUGUGACGGAAAUUUAGCUUAGGGCUGCUGCAGAUAUAUGUGAGGAGAGAGAGGAAGAAAACAUGGCUGAGAAAGAAAGAGAAACAGAAAACGUUUCAAGUGGAGUGAUGCUAAUUAGCCUCCUUUUUCUCCCUUCCCCUCCCUCUUUGUUGUGCUACUUCUCAGCGUCUUUUAUUUCUCAAAUGCAACUGGCAAUAAAUUAAUUUUACGUUUUAAUUAAAUCCCAGACAGCUGCUAAGGUGGGGCAAUGAGUUCAAACAUUCAGCUCACAACAUUCCCUUUAAAGGCGA